This is a messenger RNA of Cladocopium goreaui, 1500 nucleotides long. The record is from the annotation of a GenBank genome assembly. NCBI's taxonomy places the organism in Eukaryota, Dinophyceae, Suessiales, Symbiodiniaceae.
AUGUCAAGCUCUUCUAACUCCGGCUCUGGCAGCUCUGGUUCCUCUGAACAGGAUAAACCAUGUGUGACCCUGGAGAACUCUGAGACAUCCUCUGAAGCUGAAGUCGCCUCAGCGAAAGCUCGGGCACGGGCAGGGAUGUUCACAUGGCCGUGUCCACGCCAUUUUCAUGCAGAGUUGUCAGAGCGCCAAUCCGCGAGAGUCCUCAAGCCUGCUGAUGUUUCUCGAGAAGACUUCUUGGAAACUUUCAAAACUGUGCUACGUCGCAAGGGCUAUCUCCACAACCUCGUUAAGGCAGCAGUGGCAGACGAGCCGCACAAGCAUUACCAAGCAGAUGGGAACGCAAGAGAAAGGCACAAACAUUUGAUUUUCUUGUUUCGACAACCUUUCGUACAUGCUAGUGUCUGCAAGAUGUUGGGUGAGCAGUUUGGCGCCCACGGGUUUUUUACCUUUCACCGAGCGGGCUGGGUGGCCUACUUGGAUUAUUUGAUGAGCGAGAGUGCAAAGAAGCCGGCCCAGGACUUGGAUCGUCAAAUGGUGUUUUACCCAGCAGCAUACACUUGGCAAAGAGCCGAAGCUGAGCUUGGUCAGAUGUCUUUGCAGAUGUCAGAACCUGCGCCCAAGCGCCGCAAACAGAUGACUUUCAGUGAGCUGACGGACUUUGUCGUUGAGCGCGGUAUCCGUGCUGUGGGCGCACUUUGGCAGGAAGCCAAAGAGGAGAAAAAGGCCGGCAACCCAUUGAUUUGGAACCAUUUGGGGUCCUUGCGAGAUGUCAACUCAGAGUUGCAGAAGAUCUUGGGUGCGUGGCACCGUCCAGAAACGUUGGGUGCUACAACUCUGGUGUCCACACCCACAUUUGCGUUGACCCAAUUUGUUUUGCCACCGCCUGUGCAAGAGUGGAUGCAAACCGGUUACUCCAAAGUUGCUUUGAUUUUACAAGGCCCGCCCGGAACCGGGAAAACAGAAAUGGCCCUCAGCAUUCUCUUGAGCUUGUGCCCUGCUGGGGUACAUUUCCUGUCAAAAUUGGACCAAGUCAGGAAGAUCACCAUCAAUGGUGGACAAGGACUACUGGUUGAUGAAUGCACCUUCCGCAACAUUGACAUCGACGACGCGAAAGCUUGGACCGACCUUGUCCACCCUCGAGACGUUCGAGCUAGGAAUCAAGACGGUCACAUUCCCAGUGCUGUGCCGAGGAUAUUCACAACAAAUCAUCACAUAGGUCAAUUUUGGCCUCCAGAGUAUUUCGAUGUGAACCAUCAACAAGCACUAGAUCGUCGCACGCUCUGGUUACACAUCCCUGACAAAGUCUUCGAGACGAAGCACCAGGCUACAGUUGCAGCUCCAGGUUUCAAAGCGGGCUUGGCCUUGGGUGACAGCAAGGUUGCAGAGCCCAACACAACGCUGCUUUCUACUCCGGCUCCAGACAUUGAUUCAGUUGCUCAGCUUGACGAGGAAGAGCUCAAUGACAUGAUGGAAGCUUCCAAAGGCUUCUUCGGGGAAUGA